This is a messenger RNA of Ochlerotatus camptorhynchus, 1467 nucleotides long. It is a transcript of the gene DNApol-alpha50, whose product is annotated as DNA primase small subunit. Gene Ontology annotation, cellular component: alpha DNA polymerase:primase complex. The record is from RefSeq and is a predicted model, not a curated record. The transcript is spliced from 3 exons. Gene Ontology annotation, biological process: DNA replication, synthesis of primer. The coding region runs from base 109 to 1395 and encodes 428 amino acids. Lineage: Eukaryota; Metazoa; Arthropoda; Insecta; Diptera; Culicidae.
UCAGCACACAACAUUAUUAAAUUUUUUUAGCUGCAUUGUAUAUUUUUCUGUGGUUCUUAUUGUAAUUUCGAACGAAGAAGUGGUUGUAUUUAUUUAAAUUCGAUCAAGAUGCCCGAAGUACCCGAAGUCGACCAAAAAGUGGAUGAAAAAUUUAAUCCAGACUCCCUGCAAGACCUGCUACCGAUCUACUACAAACGUCUGUUCCCGCACUUGCAAUUUUACCGAUGGAUGUCGUAUGGUCUCUCCGAGGCAUCCGUAUUUGCAAAUCGCGAGUUCUCAUUCACCCUACAGGAUGACAUCUACAUCCGAUAUCAAUCGUUCGACAAUCAGUCCGAACUGGAGAAGGAAAUCUGCUCGAAAAGCCCAUUCAAAAUCGAUAUCGGAGCGGUGUACAACGUUCGACCGAAGGACCACCGUGCCAGUACGGUCAUGAAGCCAGUCCAGCGCGAACUGGUAUUCGAUAUUGAUAUGACGGAUUACGACGAGAUUCGAACGUGCUGCAGCGAGGCCAACGUUUGUCCCAAAUGCUGGAAGUUUAUGACUAUAGCUUGCAAGGUAAUCGAUGCUGCCUUGAGGGAAGAUUUCGGGUUUGAGCAUUUGCUGUGGGUUUUCAGCGGUCGUCGAGGUAUUCACUGUUGGGUUUGUGACAAAACGGCGCGGCAUCUGGACACCAAAGGCCGAUCGUCGGUUGCAGAAUAUUUGCACAUUCUGAUAAGCGGCGGAGAAGGAUCAGUGACCCGGGUCAGUUUGGGUGAUAGAAUGCAUCAUUCCAUCAAGAGAGCUCACAAGAUCAUCGAGCCAUUGUUUGAAGAUAUUUGCCUGGUUGAGCAGAAUAUGUUCGGGGCGCCAGAUGGGCUGCGGAAGCUUCUGGCAAUGGUUCAGGAUGAAGGAGUUCGGCUCGAUUUAGAUCGGAAGCUGAAACCGCACGAAGGUGAUUCGAAGGCCAUUUGGAAGGCUUAUGUGAACUUUUUCGAAUCAUUCCGGAUAUCCGGCCACAAUAAGGCAAGAAAAUUCAAACACAUCAUCGAGGAAACGCAGCUGGCUUUCACCUAUCCGCGAAUCGAUAUCAAUGUCAGUAAAGGAUUUAACCAUUUGCUGAAGUCUCCGUUCUGCGUUCAUCCCAAGACGGGGAAGGUGUGCGUUCCGUUCAAUCCUAACGUUGCCGAGAAAUUUGAUCCAAUGCAUGUUCCGAACAUUACUGGUCUACUGAAUGAAGUAAAUGCCUUCGAUGAAAAACUUACUGCCGACGGCGAAGAGGAACGAUCGCGCAUCAAGGACUACAAGAAAACGAGUAUGUUCAAGGGUACGGUCAUCUUUGAGGAGUUUCUUCGCAAGCUGGAGCAAACAUUCAAGGGAAAAGCGAUUCUGGCCAGUGAUAAGAAAAUGGAGUUUUAGCGCUUGGUUUCGUUUUUUUUUGUAAUUUCUUGAAACAUGAUUUUUUAUAAGUUUGGAAUAUAAACUACAUAC